AUGGAACUUGGUCAAAUAGUCAAAUUAUACAUUCCUCACUUCAAAAAAGAAAGAUAUUACUUGGUCUACCAAAUUUCUUCUUUUAUUGACUUUACUUUGCUAAAUAUCACUGAUAGAGAUAAAAGAGAAAGUAUUAAAUCUGAAAUAACUCAACAUAAGUUAAGAACAGAAAUUACUCCUGGUAUUAUUUCCCUCGUUAAUUUAAACACUGAGAUUCUAAUUAAUGAUGAAUUAUUAUAUGAAUUAAUUGAUAAAUUGCCACAACAAAAUAAAAACGGGGAUCCAUUACCCAGUAUUUCUAGGGAAGAGCGGGUUGAAAUAAUCAAAGGUGUUAAAGAUUGUUUCAGUAACAAGAAAUUUCGUGGUAAUAGAUAUAAGGAAGAACAAAAAGUAAUUGAUUUUAUUGAUAAAGAAAUCACUCCCCAAGCCGAAAGUGGUGAAGUCGGAGCCAAAGGAAUUUGA
Ambispora leptoticha is the source of this 462-nucleotide messenger RNA. Lineage: Eukaryota; Fungi; Glomeromycota; Glomeromycetes; Archaeosporales; Ambisporaceae. The record is from the annotation of a GenBank genome assembly.